Theileria equi strain WA is the source of this 1183-nucleotide messenger RNA. RefSeq names its product 30S ribosomal protein S12, putative. Gene Ontology annotation, molecular function: structural constituent of ribosome. The coding region runs from base 100 to 1164 and encodes 354 amino acids. NCBI's taxonomy places the organism in Eukaryota, Apicomplexa, Aconoidasida, Piroplasmida, Theileriidae. The transcript has a single exon. Gene Ontology annotation, biological process: translation. Gene Ontology annotation, cellular component: ribosome; small ribosomal subunit. The record is from RefSeq and is a predicted model, not a curated record.
UGUUACUAUGAAUGAAUACUGAUGGUGAUUGAGUAGCUUUAUUGUUAUAUUACAAGAUUAUAACUCCUUAAGUCGCAUACUUUGGAAUACUCUUUACCCAUGCAUAUCAUUCAAACCAUUAAAUACCAUUAUUUAGGCACAAUUUACUGUAUACUGAGGACUUUAUUGGGGAUAAAUUACCGGAAUAAUCGCAUAUUUCAGUUUAAAAAUCGCAAAACAUUUGAAAAUGGGACGUCAUGUAACACUCUCGUACACAGGACUGAUCACAGAGAUAUCUCUGUAAAUGGCACUUUUACACGUGAAAAUAGCAUUCAAAGCAAUAACACAACUUUGGAUCGUGGAAGACGGAAUGAACCAAAACAUCGACAUAUCAAUGCUACAUUUGGUCCAUUCAAUCCUCCGUCUUUCCCUCUGUACAGGGAUUCAUCCAUCUCAGCCUCAUCUUUAUCUUCAAACUUAAAAAACUUCCACACUUAUGUUUAUAAUCUUGGAAGCACCCAUUCCGUUCACCCGGAAUUGUUGCACAGAUUUGGACCUUUUAUGGUUCACAAUCGUAUGUUUUCGACUAGAAACAUUCGGGGCCGUUUGUUUUAUAAGAGAAGACCAAAGAUGGUUCCUCGGUACAAGCCAAAGAAGCGUAGGUCAUGCUGGUUGGAAGGAGCCCCUCAGAGGAAGGGGAUUUGUAUCGCGAUUCGGGUGGUUACACCUAGGAAACCGAAUUCGGGGUUAAGGAAAAUUGCAAGAGUGCGUCUUACCACUGGAAGGACAGUAACAUGCCAUAUACCCGGUGCAGGUCAUAAUUUGCAUACACAUUCCGUGGUUUUGGUGCGAGGUGGACGAUGCCAAGAUGUAAGUGGAUGUCACUACAAGGUUGUGAGAGGGAAGUAUGAUUUACUACCUGUAAAGAACAGAGGUACUUCAAGGUCAAAGUACGCUGUAAAAAGACCAGAUGCCGCGGCGGAGAAGAAUAAGGAGAGGAAGAAAGACAUUCAUAUUACCACAAACUUGGAUAGAGAAAUGUUCAACCUUGUAGGGAGAUAUGAUUGGAUAAAUGCUGAAGGAGAAUACAGUGAGGAACUUGGACCUAAAGAUCCUCUUCCAUAUGACGUUUUCAAGUUCAACACAAGGUGGAGAAGUCUACAAGUCAAACACGCAGGACAGUAGAUGAACACACAAACUUGCC